AUGGCUGAAUUUUCUAAUCGAUCAAACCAGGGAGACUUUCUUAGGCCCUGGUCCCCCUGUAAGGCAAUCAAGAGGAAGUGAGAUUCACAGCUGGGAUAACCAGGACAGGACAAGGACAAUCCGCCAAGGAGUGAAAAUGGUGGCAAAGUCAAGAGUGAGAAGGGCUUGCUCACAUCUAAGCUGAACGCAGCCUUUUCUGUUCCAAGUCAUGGGACAUACCAGGAAUGGAGCCAGGAAAGCGUGACAUCUCAGUCAGAGCUAGGGUGCCUAGGGAUAAUAAAAAAAAGCAGGAGACCCAUCAUCUGGUCUACCAAAGUCUCAGUCUCCCAGGACAUAACGAAGACAAGGCUGCUCAUUAAAUGGCUUUAGACAGCGUCGCCUUGGCCCCUCUCUACCAAGGUCCCAACAUCAACAGAAUAAGGCUGUUGGCAGAGGCACCUAAAAAGCCAGCCUUCUCGCUAAAAUCCUUGGUCCCCUCUAAGAGCAAACUCACCACCAUUGAGACCAAGAGGAUCAUGUUCGUCCUGGACGAGACCAUCCACAAGGUGGAGUUGGUGACCCUGCUGUCAUCUGUGGCAUCCACUAGCGAGGGUCUGGAGGGGAUGCUGGGAGACGACAUCAUGAAAGCGGUGAGGGAGCAUGAAGACCUCUCCCAGGUCCUCCUGGACAAAUUCAGUUACCUGCAGGAUGAAGAAAGGCGGUUGCGGGCGGAAGAGGAGUUCAAGGACGAAGGUUGGUUCAGAGACCGCCUCCUCUGUGUACAGCAGCACAAGUCCCACCUCCCCCCACUUAUGCAGCAGGUCAGAGAAUCCACCAAGAACCUCCUGAGGCUCCUGCUCAGUAACCCGCAGGCUGCCAGGCUCUUGCAGAUGGAGUCACUGGGUAGAAGCGCAGAAGCCCAGAGUUUCAUUGAUAGCCUGCUAGAACUCCGGGGUUUCCUGUUUGAGAAGCUCCUCACUAGUCCCAUGGAGGCUAGAGACAAGGCUCAUUUCCUCCAGGAUCUCACUAGACGGAACAAGAGGAACCAGGAGGUCAUCGAUGCCCUUGAACAGGAAUUGGCUGCGAGCUCAAAGAACAGGCAUGCAAAGGCGCAGAAAGAGAACUUUGUGAUCCAAGAACUGAAAAAUCACCUGCACCAGGUGCUCAGGUUCUCAGAGAAAAGCCUCCUUCGCACCAAGCAUGAGUCCGAGAAGCAGCAGAAGGCAGAUUUCCAGGCCUCACAGGCCAGGGUGGCCAAGAUCCGGCAGGAGACCCUGCAGCUGCAGUCACAGUUCCACAACCUGCUCGUGGAGAACCGGGAGGCCGAGCAGGCGCUGAGGAAGAAGAAAUAUAAAGUGGAGACAGAAAUUGAGAACUGGAUCCAGAAAUACGACACGGAGAUGAGCGAAAAGCAGGGAGGAGAAGGCCCAGUUGGAGGAACUGAAGUACAGGCACAGCGCCCUGGUGGAGGAGUUCUCCCAGAUCCGGGAAGAGCGGGAGAUCAACUCCAAGAAGAACUGGGAGGCCGAGCAGGAGAUGCUACACAUGGUGCGGGCUGCCACGCUCAUCCAGGCCGUGUGGAAGGGCUACCUGGUCCGCUCCAUGCUCAGGUCCAAGAAGAAGCGCGGCAAGGGCAGAGCGAAGGCCAAGGGCAAGUGAGGCCCCCUCCCCCCAGCCCGGCUCUGACCCCCAGUACCCUUUGCGCCCCUCACCUCCCAGAGAACAGGCUAGGAAGCCACUGGACCGGGGAGCCCUGCGAUGAUGGCUUUAACGCUUUUCCAAAAUUAAAAACCAUUUUAAAGCACAUUCUACAAAUAAACCUUAUUUUACCCAGGGCUGUUGGCUGUGUGCCUGUUGGAGCUUGCCGAUGCUAUUUGCAUGAGAGCAUGCAGGCCAGGGCGCCAGCACAUAACCAUCCCUUCCUUUAGCCUCCGUGGGAAGCCAGACCCCACGCUGGAGCCCCCUUGGUCCCAGACCAGAAACCGCCAUGGCCGUGAUGGACACACCACGCACCAGGACUGCCCACAGGGGUCCUGGGGGCAGGCUGAGAACUCCAGGAGAAUCAGGGCUUCACACUGCCUCAGCCCCUGCCCUGGGAUAGUCUGUUUGUCCACUUCUCCCCCACCCAGCACUGUGGAAACUCAGGAGUCCCAAGGUCACGAAGCAGCCACCUCACACUGGCUUUACUUGGAGCCCAGGUAGUUGAACAAUGUCUUUUUUAAUUCAGUGCUGGCAUUUUAAAAAUCAGGGACUGUCUCACAGAAAGCCAGCUUUCUGCUUUUUCUGGAAACAUCUCAUCAUCAGAUACCCUGGGCGUACACAUCUUCUAGGGCUUAGCUGCAGCACCCAUUAGAUGGCAGAGGCUGCAGACAGGUUACCCCAGCCGACCCACUAGUUAGCGGUAUGAGCUCAGACUGAUGGCAGGAGCCGAGUGAUGCCUGAGGCCGGUGUCCCCAAACGUCAGUCAGUUGCCCACUCGCCACUG
Molecule: messenger RNA, 2464 nt
Organism: Hipposideros armiger (great roundleaf bat)
Lineage: Eukaryota; Metazoa; Chordata; Mammalia; Chiroptera; Hipposideridae
Gene: DRC10
Product: dynein regulatory complex subunit 10
Exons: 6
Coding region: 360-1907 (515 amino acids)
Molecular function (GO): protein binding
Source: RefSeq, a predicted model, not a curated record